Molecule: messenger RNA, 546 nt
Organism: Rotaria sp. Silwood2
Lineage: Eukaryota; Metazoa; Rotifera; Eurotatoria; Philodinida; Philodinidae
Source: the annotation of a GenBank genome assembly
AUGGCUCAAUCAGUAGUAUCAAAUUCUGUGCCAUCUGGAGCAUCAAAUGAAAUUCGAUUAAUUCUACUUCGAAGAACUGGCGUAAAAGUUCAUUUGUCCAAACGCAGUAACAAAAAAAAAUGUGCUCUUGCUCGUCGAUUAUUUAAUGAUAAACAAAUAUUCGUUGUUGAUACACCCGGUUUUCUUAAUCCGACUGUAACAGAAAGUGAUAUGAAAACUGAAGUAGCUAAAUCUUAUGAACUGACAGCAAUACCUGGUCCACAUGCUUUUCUAUUGGUUAUUGAACCAAACAGAUUUCUACCACAAGAAGCCGAAGCCAUAAAAUAUCUCGAUAAAAUUUUUUGUGCUCAAGCUGUGCAUCAUACAAUUAUUGUUUUUACUCAUAGUGAUUCAUUUCGAAAAACAACUGUAGAACAAUAUUUAGGUAAAUUAGACGAAAAUGCUCCAUUAAGACAUUUACUUCAACAAUGUCAACAACGUUAUAUGACGGUGAAUAAUUACGAAACACAGUCUGAAAAAGAUGCUUCAGUAAAAAAAACUUAUUGA